Molecule: messenger RNA, 1651 nt
Organism: Dipodomys ordii (Ord's kangaroo rat)
Lineage: Eukaryota; Metazoa; Chordata; Mammalia; Rodentia; Heteromyidae
Gene: Sh2b2
Product: SH2B adaptor protein 2
Exons: 9
Coding region: 28-1377 (449 amino acids)
Biological process (GO): antigen receptor-mediated signaling pathway; intracellular signal transduction
Cellular component (GO): plasma membrane
Molecular function (GO): transmembrane receptor protein tyrosine kinase adaptor activity
Source: RefSeq, a predicted model, not a curated record
GCAGGGAGCUGCGAUGGGAGCGGAGCCAUGAAUGGUGCGAGCCCCGGCGGCGCCCGCAGCCCGGCCCGGAUCCCCGACUGGCGGCAGUUCUGCGAGCUGCAGGCGCAGGCGGCCGCCGCGGACUUCGCGCUCGAGUUCUGCCGCUUCCUGCUGCUGCUGCGCAGGGCGGGCGCCGCCGCCGGGGAGCGCUUCCGCCUGGAGUUCUUCGUGCCGCCCAAGGCCUCCAGGCCAAAGGUGAGCAUCCCCCUUUCGGCCAUCAUGGAGGUGCGGACCACCAUGCCCCUGGAGAUGCCUGAGAAGGACAACACGUUCGUGCUCAAGGUGGAGAAUGGAGCCGAGUACAUCCUGGAGACCAUUGACUCCCUGCAGAAGCACUCGUGGGUGGCUGACAUCCAGGGCUGUGUGGAUCCUGGUGACUGUGAGGAAGACCUCGAGGUGGCCUGCUCCCAGGGAGGCUGCUUGGCCAGCCGUGUGGCCUCCUGCAGCUGUGAGCUCCUGACGGAAGACCCGCCGCGGCCCCCAGAGACAGCGGCAGCCGUGGUGACUGCCCCACAUGGCCGGGUCCGAGACACUGUUGGAGAGUCCCUGCUCCACGUCCCACUACAGACCUUCCUGCAGACCCUGCAGUCCCCAGGCGGCAGCGGAGGCAAUGACAGCAGUGCAGGGGAGGAAGGCGUGGAGCCAGACCCCGAGGCUGAGCCGGGCCUGGAGCUCUCCAACUACCCCUGGUUCCACGGGACCCUGUCUCGGGUCAAGGCCGCUCAGCUGGUGCUGGCAGGAGGGCCCCGGAGCCACGGCCUCUUCGUGAUCCGCCAAAGCGAAACGAGGCCUGGGGAGUACGUGCUGACCUUCAACUUCCAGGGCAAGGCCAAGCACCUUCGUCUGUCCCUGAACGGCCACGGCCAGUGCCAUGUGCAACACCUGUGGUUCCAGUCUGUGCUUGACAUGCUCCGCCACUUCCACACCCACCCCAUCCCACUGGAGUCUGGGGGCUCUGCUGAUAUCACCCUGCGCAGCUAUGUCCGGGCCCAGGGCCCACUACCUGACCCGGGGCCAUCGCCCAGUGGCGUCGCGCCCGCGGCCCCUGGCUGCUGGGCCGAGCCCGCCGGCCAGCACUACUUCUCCAGCCUGGCCGCGGCCGCCUGCCCGCCCGCCUCGCCCUCGGAGGCCCCCGGAGCCUCCUCUUCGUCCACCUCGUCGGCCUCCACCGCCUCCGUGCCUGCGCCUCCGCGCGCCGCCGAGGGUCCGCUCAGCGCGCGCAGUCGCAGCAACAGCGCCGAGCGCCUGCUGGAGGCCGCGGCCGGGGCCAGCGAUGAGCCCGCGGAGGGAGCGCCCGGCCGUGCGCGCGCCGUGGAGAAUCAGUACUCCUUCUACUAGGGCCCAAGGCGGCUCGGCCCGCCUGCCCGGGACAAGCCGGGCUCAUUCGCGGCACUGCCGCCUGUCUGCGGUAGGCCACGCCCUAUCGGCGGAACGGCCCGCCUACCCGGGGCAGGCCGCCCAUUGGCCGCAAGACCUGCUUGUCUGCGGUAGGCUGUGUCCGAUCGGCAUGUAGGACCGCCCACCCGUGGCGGGCCGCGCCCACAGGCCCCAGCCUCAGGCUGUGGUAAAAGGAAGCUCUUCAGUGAAGACAAAUGUUUAUUAAAGAGCCUGU